UUUCAUGGCACUGGGGUUUUUAUCAUGGCACUGGGGUUUUUAUCAUGGCACUGGGUUUUUUUUCAUGGCACUGAGGUUUUUAUAAUGGCACUGGGGUUUUUAUCAUGGCACUGGGUUUUUUUUUUCAUGGCACUGGGUUUUUUUUUUCAUGGCACUGGGUUUUUUUUCAUGGCACUGAGGUUUUUAUCAUGGCACUGGGGUUUUUAUCAUGGCACUGGGGUUUUUAUCAUGACACUGAAGUUUUUAUCAUGGCACUGGGGUUUUUAACAUGGCACUGAGGUUUUUAUCAUGGCACUGGGGUUUUUAUCAUGGCACUGGGGUUUUUAUCAUGGCACUGAGGUUUUUAUCAUGGCACUGAGGUUUUUAUCGUGGCACUGGGGUUUUUAUCAUUGCACUGGGGUUUUUAUCAUGGCACUGGGGUUUUUAUCAUGGCACUGGGGUUUUUAUCAUGUCACUGGGGUUUUUAUCAUGGCACUGGGGUUUUUAUCAUGGCACUGGGGUUUUUAUCAUGGCACUGGGGUCUUUAUCAUGGCACUGGGUUUUUUUUCAUGGCACUGAGGUUUUUAUCAUGGCACUGGGGUUUUUAUCAUGGCACUGGGGUUUUUAUCAUGGCACUGAGGUUUUUAUCAUGGCACUGGGGUUUUUAUCAUGGCACUGGGAUUUUUAUCAUGGCACUGGGGUUUUUAUCAUGGCACUGGGGUCUUUAUCAUGGCACUGGGGUUUUUAUCGUGGCACUGGGGUUUUUAUCGUGGCACUGAGGUUUUUAUCAUGGCACUGGGGUUUUUAUCAUGGCACUGGGGUUUUUAUCAUGGCACUGGGUUUUUAUCAUGGCACUGGGGUUUUUAUCAUGGCACUGGGGUUUUUAUCAUGGCACUGAGAUUUUUAUCAUGGCACUGGGGUUUUUAUCAUGGCACUGGGUUUUUAUCAUGGCACUGGGGUUUUUAUCAUGUCACUGGGGUUUUUAUCGUGGCACUGGGGUUUUUAUCGUGGCACUGGGGUUUUUAUCGUGGCACUGGGGUUUUUAUCGUGGCACUGGGGUUUUUAUCGUGGCACUGGGGUUUUUAUCGUGGCACUGGGGUUUUUAUCAUGUCACUGGGGUUUUUAUCAUGGCACUGGGGUUUUUAUCAUGGCACUGGGGUUUUUAUCAUGGCACUGGGGUUUUUAUCAUGUCACUGGGGUUUUUAUCAUGGCACUGAGGUUUUUAUCAUGGCACUGGGGUUUUUAUCGUGGCACUGGGGUUUUUAUCGUGGCACUGGGGUUUUUAUCGUGGCACUGGGGUUUUUAUCAUGGCAACUUUCCCCCGACCACCAAGAGUGCCUGGGAAACAUCAUGUUAGAUUGCGGGAGUUGCGUGAGAAGAGUUAUCAUACCAAUCUUACGUGAAGGAGACUGCUACGCCUGGCCUGAGUGUUGGCGUUAUCGUACCGAUCACAUGUAGAGAAGAGAAUUUAGGCUUGGUUCACAGUAUUACCUGAGUGUGGGCUAUCGUAUCGAUGUUUUAGCGGACGUACAUUGAGCUUUGUGUGAGCUAUCAUACCGAUCAGAUGAAGAAAAGAGUGUUGGCUUAUUUUCAUUGUAUAACGUGUGCGGGGGCUAACCGAGGGCGGAUUGUAAACACUGUUUGACCUUACCCGUUAGGCAAAAUAUGGAAACCUUCAAUGAAACUCAUCAAUCAAUUCUCUCCGUGUGUGUUGUUUACAAGAUCCAAUUAGCUCGAUCACCUCUCAUCUGGUCUAAUGUUUCGUGUCCUUGGAAUUAUAUUUUGUUUUACCGUGCUCUAAGCAAACACUGUUUGACCUAUAAGGCCUUGCCCGUUACCAAAAUAUGGAAACCUUAAACGAAACUCAUCAAUCAGUUCUCUCCGUGUUUUUUGUUUACAAAGAUCCAAUUAACUGUCUCGAUUACCUUUCAUCUGGUCUAAUGUUUCGUCUCCUUGGAGUUAUAUUUAGUUUUACCGUGAUCAAGAGUACAAUUCAAAGGGAAAAACAAAGCAUAACGAAUUUGUUUUUUUGUGAUCUGAAAAAAAUUCAUGAAAAUAAGAUAACAGCUUAAAUAUGUUAGUAAUGGAAUAUGAACCUAUGUGAUGUUGUGUUUUAUUGUCAUUUCCAAUUAAAGCUGUAAGAAUAGGAUUUCCUCCAUUAUUUACAGUAAAAUCAUCAAUGAUAUCGAUUACGUGCUUGAUGUUGUUUGUUAUGUGUUUUACUUUCCUCUACAUCAUCUACACUGUUUUCUUGUUUUGCCAAGUUAAAAUUCUCCUAUCAGUGUUUUGAUUUAUCUUAAUUACAUCUUUAAAACCAAAACAUGGCAACCACUUCCAUUACCGCAGAUACUAUACUUGUUCCAUUUAUGCCUAUAUCAUUACGACCCAUUCGUCUUCGGUUUGGCGCCCUUCGAGACAAAUUGUACCACCACUCACUAUUUGGAUUGUAGGCAAAAUAAGCGUAGAAAAAUCGAUUCUUAUCGCAUAAUUCCCGCGGGGGAAGGCUCUUUUAAUUACAACCCGUGUUUUUCACCAUGGAUAGUAUAAUAGCUCUAAUGGCGUUUCGAUUAGAAAACAUUCCCAAAAUCUGGUUUUAAUUGUUUCUCGAUGAAAGGCGAGACGAGUUAUAAGAAAGACUAAAGUGAUAGUUAUAGAAAUUGGUUUAGCACAACUUUGAUAAAAACGCGGUGACUUUUUGGGGUGGGAAUUUAUCAUGCGGCGCAAGAAACAAUGAAUGUUUAUUGUCGGCGGAAGUCGACGAAACUGAGUCUCUUUAAUUUAAAGGCUGAAGAGGAAACGUUAUUAAAUCUUUUGUUUCGCUCCCCGUGAAUUUUGUUCUCUUAUCUAUUCGAUAUUCACUGUAAUAACGAAAUAUCUGGCGUUUCGUAGAUGGAAUUAACACAUGUGUCUUCUUCUUUCCUUUGAGAAUCAAAACAGAGCUUUUAACAUUUUGACAUCUACUCGGAUUUCAGCCUAAAUAUACUUCUUUUUUCCAUCGAAAGCGUCCUCCUAGGCGCCCGUCUCCAAGUAGUUUUGGAAUCUGCUCGUUUGCCGGUGCAGCUGUCGUGGUCUGAUUUAUUUAGGCACGUCCUUAACACCUUUUUCGCCCUUACAGAUUUAUCACCUUUUAGUCGCUUGAAUUCUUUGUGGUCCACACACCUGAGAGGAAUUUAUAGAUUACCCCAGAAAUGCCCGUGAUGUCAAACAUUAAUCGAUUUUUAAAGUUCUCAGUUCACACUGGGCAGUGCCGACUUCAGUGCAUUGGAAACCUGAAGAAAUGCGCAGAGGUUGGGGGUUAGAGAGUACGGAUUAUCGAGAUGAAAUCUCUGCCGCGAUGAUGAGCUUGCAAUGAAUAUUUUCCGGAUGUAUUUUUGUUUCGCAACGUUUGUUCCUAAGGUGUUUUGCGUUUCGGGAAAACGCACUUUGCUAAUUAGCGAUUAAUACCGUCAUACACGGCUGCUGUCGCACAAAGGCUAUUUUGGCCCUGUUGUUUGAAGUUAAGAUGAAGGAAGAAGGUGCAGCUAAGAUGGCGGAGACAACACAAGUUGAUUUUGAGGUUGUGGAUCUGGCGUGUGCAUUACUGCUUUACAAGAACAGAGAACAGUUCAUGGAAUCGGUCGCUUACGAGUGCGAGAAAGUGGAUGACACGUUUAGUAAGGCCGCUGAGAGCUGGGGGAAAUGGGGUGAGGAUUAUUUUCACUGCUUUUGGCUGAUCCAGGAGGGAAUAACCGUAUUAACUGACGGUGUCAAGGAGUGUGAGGGCGAAGAGUUUGCAAGCGAGUCUAGGGCAAGCGGUGUUUUGAGCGAGUGCAGCGAACACGAUGUGCUCGAUACCUCGAGGCCGUUAUUGCAACGCGAAGAAAGCUCGCCAAAUGGAUCGACCGUGUGGUGUGGGUCGAAACACGGAACACCGACAAGACCUGCUAAUCUGUUUCAAAACAACUCGCUGCAUUAUAAGGCUGUCUCCAAGGAGAGCGUUUCUAAGGCGGUUGUCGAGAUCGAGAUGGUCGAAAUGAAGUCGCGGGCGAAGAGAAUGUCAAGUAGCUCAUUCAGGCGGUCGGGGGGUUGCGAGUCGAUCAAUGGAGCUGAUUAUUAUGAUAGUUUUCGUGCGACUCUGUGCACCCCAGAGAAUGAUCUGACCGCCACUGAAGACGAGGAAGACCACCCCCUCGCCCCUUCCCCUGACAGUACUGCUAAGAACACCCAGGACUCCGCCUACCCGGGUCCCCAUGGGCGGAAUUUUAGGAGGAUUUCCUUGUCAAGGUAUAAAGAAGCGACAGAGAAGUUUCGAAAAGCUAAGAGAAUGAUGCGAUCUCUACCCAGGGGGGAAACAUCCCAAGUCACAUCAUUUUCUAAACAGGUUCGUCGAGCGCGCCUGUGGCUGUCAGCGGUUAUACUCUCCUAUCUUGACCGCGCAUGCGCCCACCAAGCCCAGCAACUCUGUAAGGAAUUCGUCUCCCACAUGAACGCGCUGGAAUGCGUCAAGUGGAUCUGCUCUAAGAAACUCGAGACUCCAUCGGGAAUCAAGUCGCUACUGACCAAGAAGCUAAACGGAGGUAAAUGGCGACGUUUGUUAGAAAAGUUCCACUUUGUCAACUACAUAGUUUGGCGAUACCUAAUGAUCACUGAAGGUAGACUAGGAUCAGGCCAAGAGCUCGGUAUCCCUGUGGUAAUCACGGACAAGGGAGCUGCGCACCCGAUAGAUGACUGGCGCAUGCGUGAUAAGUGUCAGACCUGCGUGGAGUUCGAGCGCAAGACGCCUUACUCAUGUGCAGUAGCCGUCAACACAAAAGAUGAAAUUCUAAUCAUAGACUCCUUGAAUGACGUCACCGUCUUUAGCUCCGACGCUAAGAUGCUGUUUACAUUCAGCGCGGCAACGCGCCGUCACAAAAACGCUCGCUGGAUGGUCGGUACUGACCAAGACGAUCGAAUAUACAUCGGGAGCUGUCUCGGGAUUGGCUCGGAGCCCUCUCGGCCCAUCUCUAUAUUCAACGCUCACGGCGACCUGAUUGACGAGCCCGAGUUGCGAGGCUACUGGGGCCAGUACCAUCUUUAUGCUGUGACCAGGAAGGCGCUCAUACUUUGCCUGGCCGUCGGCACAGCGAUUGGUAACCGCGUGUUCGUCCACGAUGCCACUGGUAAGCAUCUGACGUCAUUUCCGGUAAACGAGAUCUCGUAUCCGAAGCAUUUCACAUGCGGGGACGAGGUUGUGGUCGUGUGUGGGGCCACGUCGCUCCGUUCAGACGACAUGGCGAUCCAGACAUUCGACCACACCGGACAACAGCUUUUUUACUUUAAACCCAAGCUGGACUUCCAGCGUAUAGCCUUGGACCCUCUGUCCGGACACAUCUAUCUGGUCGGGACCCGGAUGCUCUACGACUAUCGAUAUCUACUGUGCGACACGAUCAUAUUGACCGGCGAGCUGAACAUUCUCGGAGCGGACGGACAGUUGGUGCAAUCCGGGGUCAAGUUAAGGUGGCCCUUUAGGGUCAUUGCCGGUCUGGCCGUUAUGAGGAGUGGGCUGGUUGCUAUGGUGACAGUGGAUGAACCUUAUUGCGCAAUACACAUUCUGUGACCUUGACCUAGCGACCAGUCUAUAUAAUCGUAUUACCGUAAUUCAUGGCAAUAGUGAUUAUUAGUACUCUUUGAUAAAGUGUAAGCAAGUUGCCAUUAUCCGGUCCAGGAAAUAUUUGGAUAGGGUUAGGGUUAGAUCACAGGAAACCCACACACUCCCACUCGGAAUUUCUCAGUAUUUUUACAUCGCUAUAAACUAAUAAAUCAUUUUGUGAUUUUGCAUUUUUCGUGAACCGCAAUAAAUUGUAAAUUACAGAGUUGAUUACUUUACCAAAUAUAGUACUGGCGACGUAAAUGCGCGCAGAUUAUUACGAAAAUAAAGUACCAUUUGCAACAUAAACCGUGUCUCAAUUAUUGUACGCUUAAGACCCAGCCGUGAUAUUGCGAAGAAGAAAAUCAUAGUGAAUAUUAUUUCACUAGGGCCACGUAGAGGGUAUUUCCAUGGUACUAAUUUACAUCAUCGACUAUUCAGUCAAUCAAUCUUUAAACCA
Messenger RNA from Nematostella vectensis (starlet sea anemone), 6044 nucleotides. RefSeq lists its product as uncharacterized. The record is from RefSeq and is a predicted model, not a curated record. Bases 3482 to 5554 code for a protein of 690 amino acids. The transcript is spliced from 2 exons. NCBI's taxonomy places the organism in Eukaryota, Metazoa, Cnidaria, Anthozoa, Actiniaria, Edwardsiidae.